AUGGGGCUGGGUCAACUCGCUUCUCGAGCCCUCCUACGAUCCUCCCGACUAACCACCGCCACCAGAACCUCCCACUUCCUCCGGACCAUCGUAUCCACGCCGGAGCUUCACAACUCCGAGGCUGCAGCGUCUCAAUCCCAGCCCGAACCAGAUCUCCCCAAGCGGAUCCCUGUGGGAGGUGCCCGGAUCCAUUUCCCCAACCCGGACGAUGCCAUUGAGGUAUUCGUCGAUGGGUACCCGGUCAAAAUCCCCAAGGGUAUGACAGUUCUCCAGGCCUGUGAGAUCGCUGGGGUCGACAUCCCGAGAUUCUGCUACCACAGUCGUCUAUCCAUCGCUGGGAACUGCCGUAUGUGCCUUGUUGAAGUAGAGAAGUCCCCCAAGCCCGUUGCCUCCUGUGCCAUGCCUGCUCUCCCGGGAAUGAAGAUUAAGACUGAUACGCCUAUUGCGAAGAAGGCAAGAGAAGGGGUGAUGGAGUUCUUAUUGAUGAAUCAUCCGUUGGACUGCCCAAUUUGUGAUCAGGGUGGAGAGUGCGAUCUCCAGGAUCAGUCUAUGGCAUUUGGCUCUGAUCGAGGUCGUUUCACUGAAAUGAAGAGAUCAGUAGUUGAUAAGAACCUAGGCCCAUUGGUCAAGACUGUGAUGACCCGUUGUAUUCAGUGUACAAGGUGUGUAAGGUUUGCAACAGAGGUAGCUGGCGUCCAGGAUCUUGGCAUGCUGGGGCGUGGCAGUGGAGAAGAAAUUGGAACUUAUGUUGAGAGACUUAUGACAAGUGAACUAUCAGGGAAUGUGAUAGAUAUUUGUCCUGUAGGAGCUCUCACCUCAAAACCUUUUGCUUUUAAAGCUCGAAACUGGGAGUUGAAGGGAACAGAGAGCAUUGAUGUCACAGAUGCUGUUGGUUCAAACAUUCGAAUUGAUAGUAGAGGUCCAGAGGUCAUGCGCAUUCUACCACGAUUGAAUGAGGACAUCAAUGAAGAAUGGAUAUCAGAUAAAACUCGUUUCUUUUAUGAUGGUCUGAAGAGGCAGAGGCUAAAUGACCCCAUGAUUCGAGGUGCAGAUGGGCGCUUCAAGACCGUAAGCUGGCGGGAUGCAUUUGCUGUGGUCGCAGAGGUCAUGCACCAAGCUAAACCAGAGGAAAUUGUAGGGGUUGCUGGUAAGCUGUCUGAUGCAGAAUCAAUGAUGGCACUAAAAGAUUUCUUGAACAAGAUGGGGUCAAAUAAUAUUUGGUGUGAAGGAAAUGGUUCAAAUCCUAAUGCUGACCUGCGUUCUGGAUAUAUCAUGAACACUACUAUCAGUGGUUUGGAGAAAGCAGAUGUUUUCCUUUUAGUUGGCACUCAGCCAAGGGUAGAAGCUGCUAUGGUGAACGCCAGGAUCCGGAAAACAGUUCGAGCAACCAAUGCUACAGUUGGUUACAUAGGCCCUGCUGCGGAUUUCAACUACGAUCACCAACAUCUUGGCACGGGCCCUCAAACGUUGAUAGAACUUGCUGAGGGACGCCUUCCCUUUUGCUCUGCCCUCUCAAAUGCUAAAAACCCAGUUAUCAUUGUUGGAGCUGGGAUCUUUGAGCGGAAGGACAAGGAUGCAAUUUUGUCAACUGUUGAAGCCAUUGCCAAAAAUGCAAAUGCUGUUAGACCUGAUUGGAAUGGACUUAAUAUGUUGCUACUUAAUGCUGCGCAAGCUGCAGCUCUGGACCUUGGACUUGUACCAGAAUCCGACAGAAGCAUUGAAUCUGCCAAAUUUCUCUAUUUGAUGGGUGCUGAUGAUUUGAACAUGGAGAAAGUUCCUGAUGAUGCGUUUGUCGUUUACCAAGGUCACCAUGGUGAUCGGAGUGUUUAUCGUGCCAAUGUGAUUUUCCCCUCAUCAGCUUUCGCUGAGAAAGAAGGGACAUACGCAAAUACAGAAGGAUGUGCUCAAACAACUGUACCUGCAGUCCCCACAGUCGGUGAUGCCAGGGAUGAUUGGAAAAUAAUUAGAGCAAUGUCGGAGGUGGCAGGUGCUCAGCUGCCUUAUGAUACCCUUAGUGCUAUCAGAUCCCGAAUAAGGACUGUGGCACCCAGUCUUUUGCAUACUGAUGAGAGAGAGCCAGCGACGUUUUCAACCUCUUACUUGAGACCCGAGAUCAAGGAGAAGAUGGAUAUGGCUCCAUUUGAACCUGCUGUUGAGAACUUCUACAUGACGGAUGCUGUCACAAGGGCGUCAAAGAUCAUGGCACAAUGCAGUGCAUUGUUGAUGAAGAAGUGA
This is a messenger RNA of Fraxinus pennsylvanica, 2235 nucleotides long. Lineage: Eukaryota; Viridiplantae; Streptophyta; Magnoliopsida; Lamiales; Oleaceae. The record is from the annotation of a GenBank genome assembly.